AUGCAGCUCUCUCAUUCUGCCGCGACGACUGCUUGUUCUUCCUCGGUUAGCAUGAAGUCAGCUAAAUUAUCCAAACAACUCUUCACCGAUUCCUCGAGUCACUUAGUUCAGAAAAGGCAUCAUUCGCAUCCAAGCGGUCUUUUCUCUCAGCAACAUAUCGUUGCUCCGGCAGCCGCGCCCACUCCAUCUUCGCCUCCACCAUUGCCUCAAUCUCCUUCCUCCCCGACAACAAUAGACUUUACUAUGUUCCCUUCCAAUUCUGGUUCUUUUCUUCAUUCCAAUCUUGCUUCAAACAACUCCACCUCGACCAAUAGCUCAGUCUUUAAAGCCAACAACCUCUCUCAUUCAACUGUGCCAUGCGACCAUCGACUCUUUUCUAGUCGUUUGGAGUGCUCACCAGAUUCUGUUGCUCCUCCAAUCUCCACUUCGGUACCUUGUUAUUGUGACGAUACUCUCAGCCCUGUUGGUCAGCAUCCAGUCUCCGCGCCUCCUCCUUCGCAUGCUCGUCUUGAUUCACCCUUGCCCGUGCAAUCUGCUGCUUCUUUUUCCUGUCCACUUCAUCUUACCACAUCUCCUCCGCCAACAUGUCCCAUCAACCCACAGCCUGAUGCAUCCGCAAGUCGUAUUGCUUUCUCCAGCUGCUCUGAGAGGGUUGCAACCUGUUGCCCAACCGUUGGACUGCAGUCGUCACGUAGAUCCACGCUCAACUCGAUAGCCAGUAGUGCUUUUUCGCGACUGUCAAGUGCUCGUAACAAACUACCGUCCCAACAACACCAAUUAUUGCGCGAAGAGGUCACGCCUGGAAUGGGAGUUGGAAAGAAAGGCCUUCGCAUGUCUGAGCCUGUAUCUUCUGAUGGCAACCCCCAGGCUACAACUAAGUCGCAUCAGCCAAGGUAUUUCUGUACCUUAUUUGCUUGGAUCCACCAAACCUUUUGCAGAUUCACAUAUUUUAUCGGCAUGACAUUCCCCAUCUAA
Protopolystoma xenopodis is the source of this 975-nucleotide messenger RNA. The record is from the annotation of a GenBank genome assembly. Lineage: Eukaryota; Metazoa; Platyhelminthes; Monogenea; Polystomatidea; Polystomatidae.